UGCAGUCCGAAACAGCGGGACAGCGUGUGAACCACCAUCCUCUCCCACUCCCGUCCAGGAGCACAACUAAAGCGCGCAGAGCGGAUGAAGUAUGGACACUAACGCGCUGUAGUUUCCUACGGACUGGCACUUAAAUCCACUUCUUUUUUUUUUAAAUGCCUUUAGAGUUUUUGUUUUUUUCCAGUGGACGGGAAAUUGUCAGUAGUGCCAUUGCUGUGAGAAUCGGCGCGCUCAGAUGGCGGGGCCACAGCCGGGAGUUCAUGCGCUCCAGCUCAAGCCUGUGGCCGUACCGGAGAGUUUGAGGAAAGGGAACAAAUUCAUGAAAUGGGAGGAUGACUCUACCACCGUGACUCCUGUGACACUAAGGGUUGACCCUAAAGGCUUCUUCUUGUACUGGACUGAUCAGAAUAAGGAGACAGACCUUCUGGACAUUGCUUAUAUCAAGGAUGCUAGAACUGGGAAAUACUCCAGGACACCUAAGGAUGCUAAAGUGCGGGAGCAGCUGGGUUUGGCUGGUGUGUCAGGAAGGAUUGAGAACAGAAUGCUGACAGUGGUGACUGGUCCAGAUAUGGUAAACAUCACCUUCCUGAACUUCAUGUCCUUCCAAGAUGAGGUGGCUAAGGAGUGGUCAGAUGAGCUCUUCGGCUUGGCCUCCAACCUCCUGAUCCAAAACGUGUCCCGGGAGUCCUGUCUAGAAAAAGUGUAUACUAGAUUAGUGCUGCAGCUCACGCCUGAGGGUUCCAUCCCGGUCAAGAAUAUCUUCCGUGUGUUUUCGGCAGACAGGAAGCGGGUCGAGAAUGCGCUGGAGAUCUGCGGUCUUCCAUCCGGCAGAAAUGACUCGAUCCCCCAGGACCAGUUCACUCCAGAUAUAUUCAGAGUGUUCCUCAAUAACAUUUGUCCCCGGAAGGACAUCGAUACCAUCUUCUCAGAAAUUGGCGCUAAGAGCAGGCCAUACCUCACAGUAGAUCAGAUGACAGACUUCAUCAACAACAAGCAGCGGGACCCUCGGCUGAACGAGAUUCUGUACCCACCGCUGAAGCCUGAGCAAGUGCAGGCGUUGGUGGAGAAGUAUGAACCUGACACUAUGCUCUGUCAAAGAGGGCAGAUCUCUGUAGAGGGUUUCGCCAGGUAUCUAAAUGGAGAAGAGAACAGCAUCAUUCCUCCUGAGAAAUUGGACCGAAGUGAGGACAUGACAUUUCCUUUGUCCCACUAUUUUAUUAACUCCUCCCACAACACCUACCUCACAGCGGGGCAGUUGGCGGGAAACUCUUCAGUGGAGAUGUACAGGCAGGUGUUGCUGUCAGGAUGCCGCUGUGUUGAGCUGGAUUGCUGGAAGGGACGCACAGCUGAAGAGGAGCCCAUCAUUACCCACGGCUUCACCAUGACCACUGAGAUCUCCUUUAAGGAAGUGAUUGAGGCCAUUGCUGAGAGUGCUUUCAAGACAUCCCCUUUUCCUGUCAUCCUUUCAUUUGAGAACCAUGUGGACUCCCCCAAGCAGCAAGCUAAGAUGGCUGAGUACUGCAGAUCAAUAUUUGGAGAUGCUCUGCUUACAGAGCCACUGGAGAAAUACGCACUGGAAGCGGGAAGCCCUUUGCCCAGUCCCAUCGACCUCUUAGGAAAAAUUCUCAUCAAGAACAAGAAGAAUUCCCACAAGGGCAAUGGCAGCACAAAGAAGAAGCUCUGUGAGCAGACCUCUAAUACGUACAGCGAUACAUCCAGUGUGUGUGAGCCAUCCUCUCCAAGUGCAGGCUCCACGAAUCAUGACAUGCCAGACUCCAGCCAGCCAAGCUCAGAGACGGGCAGUGACAGCAGGCUACAGGGAAGAAAAUAUAUUGGUGAGGUUGAUGGAGAAAGCGAGGAUGAGGAUGAGGAUGAUGACGACUGUAAAAAGUCCAUGGAUGAGGGGACAGCAGGAAGUGAAGCAUUUGCCACUGAGGAGAUGUCCAACUUAGUCAACUAUAUCCAGCCAGUCAAGUUCACGUCAUUUGAAGCAUCUAAAAAGUCAAAUAAAAGUUAUCACAUGUCCUCAUUCGUGGAGACAAAGGCAUUAGAGCAGCUGACGAAGGCUCCAGUGGAGUUCGUGGAGUAUAACAAACUCCAGCUUAGUCGAAUCUACCCCAAAGGUACAAGAGUGGAUUCCUCCAACUACAUGCCUCAGGUGUUCUGGAAUGCUGGAUGUCAGCUGGUGGCAUUGAACUUCCAGACAAUAGAUCUGGCCAUGCAACUGAACCUUGGCAUGUAUGAAUACAACGGAAAAUGUGGCUACAGGUUAAAGCCUGAGUUUAUGAGGAGACCUGAUAAAAAUUUUGACCCCUUCGCUGAAAGCACAGUGGAUGGGAUUGUAGCGCACACACUUUCAGUAAAGAUCAUAUCAGGACAGUUCCUGUCCGAUAAAAGGGUUGGCACGUAUGUGGAGGUGGAAAUGUUUGGCCUCCCAGUGGACACAAAAAGGAAAGCAUUUCGGACAAAAACAUCCCCAGGCAAUGCUGUUAACCCUGUUUGGGAUGAGGAGCCCAUCGUCUUUAAGAAGGUGGUUCUUCCCACUCUUGCGUCUUUGAGAAUAGCCGUCUACGAGGACAGCGGGAAGAUUAUUGGCCAUCGCAUCAUCCCGGUGAACGCCAUCAGGCCUGGUUACCAUUACAUUGGGCUGAGAAGUGAGAAGAACCAGACACUAACACUACCUGCUGUUUUUGUCUACACUGAAGUCAAAGACUACGUCCCUGACACUUUUGCAGAUGUGAUCGAGGCGCUGUCAAAUCCUAUCCGCUACAUAAACCUGAUGGAGCAGAGAGCCAGUCAGCUUGCAGCUCUCACCCUGGAAGAGGGAGGACAGGAGGUUAAUAACAAAGAGAUAGAUGCAUGCAGGGAGCUUGUGUCAGAGUCGAACAGCGAGACUCAGCGUCCUCCAGCUGAAAAUGGAACGAGCCAUACUCCUCUCAUCUCCCCCAAACCGCCUUCAGUCGUCAGCCAUCAUGCCCACUCCACAGGAUCUGUGAAACCAGUUGUUAGGACUGAAGAUGUGAUUCAGAGUGUUUUGACAGAGAUGGAAGCUCAGACACUGGAGGACCUGAAGCAGCAGAAGGCAUUUGUUCGGGAGCAGAAGAAACAGUAUAAAGAGCUGAAGGAGCUGGUAAAGAGGCAUCAUAAGAAAACCACAGACAUGAUCAAAGAGCACACAGCCAGACAAAGUGAGCUGCAGGGCGAAUAUCAUCGCCGGCAAUCCGCCCUGCAGAAGAGCGCUAAACGAGAUGGUAAGAAAAGAUUAGGUUCGGAGCAAGCCAUGUCUGCUGUGGCUACGGAGCUGGCUGCUUUGGAGGAGGAGAACACACACAGAAUGAGCGAGCUGAAGGAACAACAACAGCAUCAGCUGCUAACUCUCAGACAAGACCAGUACUACAGUGAACAGUACCUCAAAGGCAAACACAUCAAACAGCUAGUUGAGAAGCUGACCUUUGUAGCUGAAGAAUGUCAAAGUAACCAGCUGAAGAAACUUAAGGAGCUGUGUGAGAAAGAAAAGAAAGAGUUGAAAAAGAGGAUGGACAAGAAGAGGCAAGAGAGGAUACAUGAGGCUAAAUCAAGAGAGAAAAAUCUAACAGAAGAAGAGAAGUUAGAAAUCAACAGGUCACAUGUAAAUGAAGUUGUACAGUAUAUAAAAAGGCUGGAAGAUGCUCAAAGCAAAAGACACGAGAAGUUGAUUGAGGCGCACAAACUCAUUCGGCAGCAAAUCUUGGAGGAGAAGCCGAAGCUUCAAAACGAGCUGGACCAGGAAUACCAGGACAAGUUCCGACGACUCCCAGUGGAGAUCCAAGAGUUCGUACAGGAAAGUGCUAAAGGCAAGCUAAGUAAUGAAUUGGAAUCGAGCUGCCUUAGCACCUCAUCCACAGCCGAAAACCUGAACCACAACUCAGGCCAGUCAGAGGAGGACGCAGAUGAGGAUUCUGCAGAGAAGGUGUUCGACACUCCUUUCUGAACUGCACAGGAGAUAAACAUCAGCAUAUGUAAAGAUUUUGGAACAUCUGUGUUCCUGGUGUUGGCUCUCAUUUGUCUGAUAACUUCUACCAGUCUAUUGAAAUUUCUCUUUGCCAUUCAGUUGUUACGCAGAUAGAGCUUAACUGUUUACUGAUUAUGUAUAGUAAGUAUAGUAAGAUGUGUGCGACAGAAUGUUGAGAUGUUAUACUUGAACAACGACAAGAAUACUUCUGGUUUCUUUAUGACGUUAAGAUUUUAAUUUGUACAUUGUUGCAGUAAACUGACAAAUUUGAUGAUGCUGCUGUUUGGGUUUGGUUAAGCACUAGGGAUUAUGUUGAAAUUUUCAUUAAUAAUGAACCCCAGCCGGGGCAGUUCUUUGUAAAGCAAGUAAUGCUGUAUAAACAGCUUUAAACACUAAAAGCUUCAAGAUCUCUGUCCCAUAUUCACCACUACAAUAUCUGCUACUGUUUCUUUUAAAUUAGCACAAAUUACCACAAGCCUAUUUUUUUUUUUUUAAUAAAAGGUUAAAUAUUUUAUUGUUUUUUUUUUCUUUUAUCUUUUUAUACCUACACAUAGUCCAGGAACACUUCAAAUUAAUGUAACCCAAGGAAUGUCAGGUCAGUUGCAUGUUUUUCUACACUUGUAUAUGUUAAAAAUUUAGCACGUAGGUGGAAAAAAGUGCAUAUUCAUAAAUGUAAAUAUGAUUUUAAAAAAAGACAGUUAUACAGAAAAUUUGUUUGCAGCCUUAGAGGCUGCGCUGUUUAAGUCUUUGUUUUGUUUCAGUUGUUUCAUAAUUUUAAGUGCAAUGUAAAUAUUUCUUAAACAUUAUGCUGUUGUGUCUGCCUUCUCUAUUCUACUUUAAUGUAUAGAUAUGUAUCAAGGUCUUGGGUCUAGCUGUCUAUGUCUGAUCAAGCAAGUAUGUAUAUACACCAAUCAGCCAUACAUUAUAACUGGUGAACAACAUUUUUCACCAACUGUACACCAGUAUACUGGUGACAGGAUUAAGCAAAGCUCACUCAAGCCUGCGGGGACCUAAUGCCAACCAAUCCGAUAUCAUAGAAAGGUCAAUCUGUCCAUGCUGGCCAUGAUAGAAAGGCAUAAGAACACCCAGUGCACCACAGACUGCCAGAGCCUAGCACAAGGCCCAGCCUCAAAAAAUCCCAAGCCAAUCAAGCAUCCAACAAAAAAAUAUAUAAUCCACAGAAGCCUCACCCUCAACUCAAACACCCAAAGGAUCCGGUGCCAGUGACCUGGUGCCAACCAGCACAGCACACCCCCUGAAGCCCUGCUGAGCCAUGCCCUGACAGACCAGAGGCACCUUGAUGGCACAAGGGGGACCCAAACCUUGGUGAGUUUAAUGUUAGUGUUCUUAAUGUUAUGGCUGAUUGGUGUAUACAGUGGCAGGUGUAUGACUGUAGCUAUAGGAAAAUUGGAAAUAUUCAAAAAGCACAAAGGUUACUGCUAAAUGGUAGAGGGAGUAAGUUGUGAUGAUUUGUAUUUACAGUGCUUUGGGAAAUCCCAGAUCACCUUCACAAGCAUGGAAAAUAUAGCAUAUGAAAAAAAUAAACUAAAUAAAACAAAAACAGUCCCCUUUCUUGGUAAAAUGUUUGUGCCAAACAACAAAAAAGAAAUAAAAUCACAAAUUCAUGCGUUUCACUAAAUUACCUUUUGACUAAAUUUUGCUGUCUUACAAACACAUUUGUUACUUAUUAUUCUUAUUAUUAACAAUAUUUUCCACUGAAUAUUCUUAUUAUGUAAAUUGUAAUCAGUUCUGUUUUUAUAGUCACUGUUUUUAUGUAAAAGCAAUUAUUGCAAAACACAUACAUGCUGUGAUAACCACAGAACAGUCUCCUGUACAAAAUACAUUGUACAUUUUUCAGUAUAGGGUGAUCAGUUAUUUAAAUGCCCUUUUAACUUACAUACUGAAAAAAAUGUUUUAAACUAAAAAUUUGUGCAAGCUGUAUAUUAAAAUUAUUUUUAUGGCAUGUUGAUUUGUUAAACCCCAAAUCAACAAUACCAAUGUAACUGUGUCCACAUUGGGUCAAGCACAGUUGGAACAUUUUAAAAAUGAAAUCAUUACUGUUGCAACACAAAUUAUUAUUAUUGUUAUUGCAAAACACUGAUGUAGUCAGUUUAUGAGAAACUAACCCAAAUACAAGGUUGAUCCGGUCUAACCUUAUCCCUAACUCUAAGCUUAACCGUUGCACCUAGUCAUGUGACUAGUCAAGUACAUUGUUGUGGAUUUGAUUUGUAUGUUCAAAGUACACCUGAUGACAAAUAUGCAAUGAUAGAAAUGUCCUUCAAGUGGUUAUUCGGUCUUUAUAAGUAGAGAUUAUUUGGCACAAUUCUUCUCACUCUAGCUAAUGUUUUAACUAACUGUUUGUUCAGUUUCUUGAUAGGUAGAUAAAAUCACGAAAUAAAUUCGUCUGUAUCAGUGCUUGAAUUCCCAAAACAAAAUGACACAUGCUCUGUAGUGUAUGAUUGUUACACUUUGCCCAGUAAAAGUGUUUGCCUAAACUACUGUACAACAUGUUUAUAACCUGUAGUGCCGCAAAAAAAACGUAACAUUUGGAAUGUUUAUUAGACUUGAAAUAACUUAAUGAGUGUAUAAUGUAAUGAUUUUUUUCGUACAUUUGAGGGAUUAUUGCCAUGAUGUAAGUUCUGUGCCUUUCUAUAUGUUUGCCUUGUUAAAUGUUUGAAAUGCAUUAUGUAGAAUGUCGAUAUAUGUUGUAUGUUUGUAUGUCAACUGUUAAAUAGAUUAUGUGCACUUUUAGUACCAUAACACUACUGAGUAAAGUUUAUGACUAGCAGUAUUACAGAGGAAUGUUCUAUAAAUAAUAUGAUGGAUUUUUUUUUUUUAACUUCACUACCUGUUUCUCGUCUUAGAAAUAACGGUACUGGAUAUAUUGUAUGUAUUAUGCAUUUUAAAAUGUGAGCAGAAAAAAAAAUAUAUAUAUUAAAUGGACAAUUAAAGUAGAGGGAAAUGCUUGUAAAUAAAAUAAAAGU
Molecule: messenger RNA, 6975 nt
Organism: Clarias gariepinus (North African catfish)
Lineage: Eukaryota; Metazoa; Chordata; Actinopteri; Siluriformes; Clariidae
Gene: plcb1l
Product: 1-phosphatidylinositol 4,5-bisphosphate phosphodiesterase beta-1
Exons: 33
Coding region: 236-3970 (1244 amino acids)
Biological process (GO): memory; phosphatidylinositol-mediated signaling; lipid catabolic process
Cellular component (GO): nuclear speck; cytoplasm
Molecular function (GO): calmodulin binding; calcium ion binding; phosphatidylinositol-4,5-bisphosphate phospholipase C activity
Source: RefSeq, a predicted model, not a curated record